Molecule: messenger RNA, 3333 nt
Organism: Lentinula edodes (shiitake mushroom)
Lineage: Eukaryota; Fungi; Basidiomycota; Agaricomycetes; Agaricales; Omphalotaceae
Product: P-loop containing nucleoside triphosphate hydrolase protein
Exons: 15
Coding region: 176-3052 (958 amino acids)
Molecular function (GO): 5'-3' RNA helicase activity; RNA binding
Source: RefSeq, a predicted model, not a curated record
AAUGUUGACUCGCCGGGCUGAUGACUUUGCACUGUUGCACCGCGAUUAUCACGUGGCUGGGUUCUACUGUGUUUCUUUGUGAAUCUUCCUUUCUCUUAAUGGUAUGUAGACAUAGAUCUACGUUUCCCUACAUUUUGAUCUUGUUGCUCGAAUCUGCACCUCAUCCAAGACCCUCAUGAACCAUCACUAUGCUCCGCCACAGUAUUUCUCUCCUCCCAGCUUUUAUUAUCCGUAUCCAGUAUCGCCUAUCCAUUCUCUUUCCUCGAGCGAUCCAUCUCCUCCAGGCUUCAAGCUACACAUAGAGAAUGGCUGGUACGUCCAGCCUGCAUCUGUGCAGACUGGACUAUCCACCUUAGGACCAGUAUCGUCUAGUGAACCAUCGCUUCAUCGCUCCAGUAGACCACCAUCCCCAACUCCUUCACCUUCUUUAGUUUCGCGUCAUGAUACCAAAACACAUCAUUACUGGAAAGGAAGACUCGCUCCGCUUCCGGGCUUCUCCUCGCCCUCCGACAUGCUCAAGUUAAAUCAUGCCGUCGAGAUCAAGAAGGAUCAUACGGAGAGACCUCUUCCGCCACCUCCUGGUUUGUCGAAGAAUAACGAUGGAAAAUCCGUUUCUACCCUUGAUAAAUAUGCUGAUAUAUUCGUACCUCAAUUUCUGAAAGAUAUACAAAAACAAAGUCAAAAUUUUCAACCUCUUGCUCCGAUACCCAUUUUUCCCCUUUCUUCUUAUCUUCAUUCUUUUUUACCGUCGUCUAUUAUUGAAAAACAAACCAAUCUUCAUCCAUCUACUAUUCUUUCUGAACUACCUCCUGAGAAGGCCGCUACGUGCCAGAUUUUGAAUGCUGAUGGAUACAAACAACAUUGGAAAUCUUUGUUAUCUUGGGAGUUGGACCAGUUGGCUACCGAUAAACAGAAAAUCAUUUUGUGGCAGGUGAAGGUCAAAAUGUUGGAUUGGGCCCAAGGUCAAUUUUCCGUACUCGUUCCAGGGAUACGGGAAAACUAUCCCAGGCUAGACAUCGGGGACGUCAUUCAUUUAAGGGAAGUCCUGGUUGACUGGAAAACAGGGAGUGGGUUCGCUUUCGAAGGAAGGGUGAUUAGGCUGAAGAAACGAGAAGGCUUCAUUCAUUUUUCCUGUCCUACGCUCAAGACGCACAUCGAGACGUUUAUUAUACAAGAACCAUCGUUCCAGGCUGAUGAAGAGGUACCUCCUGUCCUCAACCUGUCUUUUAUAACAAACGCACGUCCCUCAGUUGUAAUGGACGUCGCUGUCUCUACCUUGGCUAGUGCGUUGGAUUCCAAUGGAAAGCGUGAUGUAGCUCAUCGGUGGUUAUUCCCCGAGAUGGACGAUUUGCAUCUCAAUCUUCCUGUCCCUUCCACACCACCUAAUAUAACAGGAGAGGUUUGGGUCGACAAUGGCUUGAAUGCGGAGCAACGGUUCGCCGCUUCUUGUAUAUCAAAAUUUCAAUCGCCUGUCCCGUUUCUUAUCAGUGGUCCUCCGGGUACAGGAAAAACACGAACCGUCGUGGAAACCGUCCACCAAAUUUUACAUACUCAGCCAGAAGCACAUAUCUUACUUUGUGCUCCUUCCAACUCCGCUACUGAUACUUUGGCACUACGACUUGGGUCAUCUCUCAAACCAGGAGAUAUGCUCCGCCUUAAUGACCAGAACAGAACCUUUGCGGAGGUUCCAGAUUCAAUUCGUCAAUUUUGCUAUGUUGAGAACGAUAGCUUUGCCAUUCCUACUUGGAAGAUGCUCAUGAGCUACAAGGUAGUGGUGGCGUCGUGUCUGGACGCAAAUAUUCUCGUCGACGCUGCCUGUACGAAUACCGUUCUUUGUGCGCUAGAAGAACACGUAGUGUCAUCGCUGCACCCUCACAGGAAGAUCAAGUAUCAGAUUGUUCCUCAUUGGACGCAUCUGCUGAUUGACGAGGCCGCGCAAGGUUCAGAGCCGGAACUUCUAGUUCCGAUCUCAGUCGUUCUACCCAAGCAUGAGCUUUCCGCUCCCAAUCGUACAACUUCGUUCGAUUACCACUGGCUUUCCACUGUCCCACAGUUAAUUCUGUGCGGGGAUAUCAAUCAGCUGGGACCCAUCAUCACAUCUCAACAAGCGCGUACCUAUGAACUCGAUGUCUCCUUACUCGAGCGUCUCUUCGAUAGACCGCUGUACGCGCAACACGCCGAGACACGUCAUCCUCGACGUCUACCCCUCACUGGUUUGCCGCUGCACCACAAUUCAGUGCAAUCAAUGUUCAAGCCAUUCGUGAAUCUCGUUAAGAACUACCGUUCUCACCCAGCAAUACUCAUGCCACCUUCGGCUAUGUUCUACAAUGACUCGUUAGAGCCUUGCGCGAGCAAUGGUAUGAUCUCCUGGGCGGGGCUAUCCAACAAUAAAUACCCUUUGAUGUUCCUUGGCUGUGACACUAAGGAUGAAAGCGUCGACGAGCGUGCUACCUGGUUCAACAUUGGUGAAAUAGAUCAAAUCGUAGAAGUGAUCAGCUCAUUGAUGUCGGAGGCCGCCAAAAGCAUUCCACCGCUCCAAGCUGACGAAAUCGGGGUCAUGGCACCUUGGCGAGAACAAGUUUGGAAAAUCCGAGAAAGAUUAAGGCAGGCGGGGCUAUCUCGAGUGGAUGUGGGAACUGUGGAGGACUAUCAAGGCAGAGAGAAACGAGUUGUGGUCAUCUCUUGUGUGAGGUCUAGUGCCAGGUUUCUGGCAGAAGACGGACAGAAGGGGAUUGGUCUGGUUUUUGAAAAGAAAAGAAUGAAUGUAGCUAUUACCCGUGCUAAAGAACUCCUCGUCAUAAUCGGCAAUGGCAAUCUACUCAAAUAUGAUCCAUAUUGGAAAGGUUUCCUACAGUUUGCUCUAAGGAACGCACUAUAUGUAGGUCCUGAAUUAGCGCUCGAGGACGAUGGUGCUUGGAUAUCACGCCUAGAGUCCAAGACUGCUGAAGCCGAAGAAGAAGUCGGUUUGGCGACUAUUGAUCCUACAGGGAUGAGGGCCACGAUGAUGCUAGCGGGAGGUGUAGUAAGGGAGAUUCUCAAAGAUAGUUUUUGAGUUGGGUAGAUAGAAGAAUAUACCACGAAGAUUUGAAGGAGGGUAGAAAGAAAUAUCUCUCGAGAUCAGCUCAAAGUCUACAAGAAGUUUGGGAAUUGGAUCUGGCGGAGCUUUAAUACAAACAAAUCUUGGGACAGUUGGUUUGUAAAAGGAUCUGAGCUUUAGCUGUGCCGAAACUUGACGAGAAGGAAGGUCCGGAAUUCGAAGAUAGGAUUGAGAGAGCCACCUUACUGGUAACGUGGGUUGCUAGUGCCCUCAUCAAUAUCAAGAGUUUUUAAGCA